AUGCUCUCUUUCACCAGCGCCGCCAUUGCUAUGGCCUUUGCUUUUCUGGCGUCUGCUCAGCACACCCUGCCUUCUGAUCAAGUUCCCUUCCAGGGCGGCAAUGUCUUCAAAAUCAACGACCCUGCCGUGAAGAACUACACCUUCUCCUAUAAGGAGCCCUUCCAUCCAGGGCUGUAUGGUGGCUACUACUACUGGGCUGUUGAUAACAAUACCGUUGCUGGUGCCAACUUCACCGGCCCCUACAUGGAGCAGGGCUAUGACUACUUCCCUGAUGGCGCGCUCAAGAUGAACCCUUACUUUAAGAUCGCUGAAGGUAGCCCCAAGGCCCUUAACAAAACCAAGCUGUUUGGCGACUGCCAGGAGUCCCGGGCUCAUAGCCGUGAUUUCUGCUGCGACAACCCGAACAUGGCCUGCGAGGGUAAGGUCAAGAAGAUCUUGCACGUCAUCUUCGAGAACGAGGUUUACAGCUGGACCAUGGCCUCCCCUUAUUGGCAGAUGCUGGCUACCAAGGGCAAGUCCUUAACCAACUUCCACGCUAUCACCCACCCCUCGUUGCCUAACUAUGCUGCCAUCGUGGCCGGUGACUUCUUCGGCCUGGCCAACGAGGAUUUCUUCAACGUCGAUGCUAGCACCAUCUACGACCUUCUGGAUCAUGCCGGUAUUGACUAUGCCACUUACAACGAGUGGUACAACCCUAUCGAGACCCACCGAGGUCCCAAGGACUGCAACAAUUACAUCUACAAUGGCCCGUAUGACAACACCAAUCCCAACUGGUCCUCCCAAACCUACCGGCGCCUGGAUGUCCCUGGUCUGCUCUUCAGUACAUAUACCUCCAACUACGAGCGUUGCACUAAGAUGUACGAUGCCAAUGCGACUUUUGCCGAGCACGUCAAUUCUCACGCUCUGCCCGCUUACUCGUACUACGUCCCGGAUAUGCUGCACAACGCCCACGACCCGGAGGGUAACAGCGACUACACCCACCAGCCUGACACCAGCGCCAUCUGGUUCAACUCCUGGCUCGACCUCUACCUUCCCGAGCUUGAGCGUCAGGGAACCCUUGUCGUUGCUACUUUCGACGAGGCUACCUGGCAGAACGACGACGACACCACUCCCAACAACGACAACCACAUCGUGACGAUGCUGUUCGGUGCUGGCGUCACUCCCAACACCAAGGACAAUACCUAUAUCACCACCUACGGUCUCCUCCGUGGUGCAAUCCAAAACUUCGGCCUCGGCUCCCUCGGUCGCAACGACACCAACGCCACCAAUGGCAAUCUGUACGAGUUGAUCCGCUAA
Messenger RNA from Penicillium cosmopolitanum, 1296 nucleotides. RefSeq lists its product as uncharacterized. The transcript has a single exon. Gene Ontology annotation, biological process: phospholipid catabolic process. The record is from RefSeq and is a predicted model, not a curated record. NCBI's taxonomy places the organism in Eukaryota, Fungi, Ascomycota, Eurotiomycetes, Eurotiales, Aspergillaceae. The coding region runs from base 1 to 1296 and encodes 431 amino acids. Gene Ontology annotation, molecular function: hydrolase activity, acting on ester bonds.